ACUCAAAACAAAAAAGAAAGGUAGCGACCUCUAACUAACCGUUGACACCCGUAAAUAUUUCUCUCCCCAAAUUUCUCCCUCUCUCUUGCAGUCUUGGAUUACCAUCCCCCAUUCCAUUUCCGCCCAUGGCGGACUCUAAACCCUCGAUUCCUGUCAAAUCCUUUCACCUUCCCGUCUCCCCUCAUUCUCAAUUUGGAGGGUUUUUCUGCAUAAUCUAUUUCCUGUCUUUCAAAGUCAGACGGAGGCACGACUUGCUUAUUCCAAUGGUGAAGAAAGAGAAGGAAGAGGACAAAAUUGAGAAGAUCAUUCGUGGUCUUCUUAAGCUUCCCGAGAAUCGGAGAUGCAUCAAUUGCAACAGCUUGGGGCCACAAUAUGUAUGCACAACCUUCUUGACGUUCGUUUGCACAAAUUGCAGUGGCGUGCAUCGGGAAUUCACUCAUCGUGUCAAAUCAGUGUCCAUGGCGAAAUUUUCAUAUGAAGAAGUCAAUGCUCUUCAGACAGGGGGAAAUGAGAGGGCAAGGCAAAUUUAUUUUAAAUAUUGGGAUGAACAUCGUAACUCUUAUCCUGAUGGCAGCGACCUUCACAAACUCAGGGAUUUCAUCAAGCAUGUUUAUGUUGAAAGAAAAUAUACUGGGGAAAGAAGUAAUGAGAAGCUUAGAAGGCUGAGAGUGGGUGAUAACGAUGAGCGCUAUGACGGAAGGAAAGGUGGUGGUAUUUAUUAUGGGAGAAGUCCAAGUUACGCGAUAGCCAGAAGCUCGGGUCUUGGGAUGACCAGGAGUCCUAGUUAUGAGGUAACUAGAAGUCCUAGCUAUGAGGUGACCAGAAGCCCGAGUUUCCAAGACAAGAGAUAUGUUCGUGACAGAUAUGGUUCUAGUAGAUUGAGUGCUGACAGAAGCUUCAAAUAUUAUUACGACGAAAUGAGAAGUCCUAGCUAUAUCCCAGAAAGUUCAAAAUAUGGCAGAGACUUUAAGAAAUCCCCUGUUCGCUUUGAGGUUGUUGAUGAUAGGUUUCGAGACAAUGAAAGUAGAAGUGGCCAACCAUCAGAUGGCGGUAGGUUAUCACGCAAAGAAUCCAGAUCUGAGUGUCGAAGCAGGUCACCUGUCUCUAAGAAAACCAUUGAUGGGUCUAAAUCAGUAGUGUUACCUCCUGCUAAAAAUGUCCUAGCGGUACAAGUAGCCAAGCAGUCUGAGAUAAGUGAAGGGAAGGAAGCUGAUGAGAUUGUCACACCUUCUUCCAGCAAGGCGCCAACUGAUACUACUAUUGCAGAAGAGAAAAUUCAAAAUUUAGAAAGUCUGAUUGACUUAAAUAAUGAUUCCAAGCCCUCCCAGCCUGUGGAACAACCACCUCUGGCCACAGUACAACAUCCUUCUGGUGACAACUCAACUGAUUCCUCCACGAAGAAAGAACCUUUAGCACCAAAGCCGAACACUGUCGAAUUUUUACUCUUUGAGUUGUCUUUUCCCCCGGUUGCAUCAUCUGAUGCUAAUGUUUCUGAAGCGAGUAACACUCAUCCAUCGAUUGUAUCAGAAGUCAAUACUGCUGUGGGUGGUGCUUCUUCGGAUCGAAGUACCUCCAUAGGGGUAUCAACUACAUGUGAUCAUCCUGGAUCUUCAAUGCUGGAAUCUUCCCGGAACUUGCCUGCAGAUAAUGUUUCAGCGGCCAAGUCUUUGGAUCAAACAUUACAGGCACCUUGUGACGGAUCUGAAAGAUCUUCACCUGCAGAGCCCUACAGGCAGUCACUCUCAUUGUUUGAGGCCUUCGAUGCUUCUCCAUUUCCACCAACUGUUAAUUUGUCUGUGCAACCUUCCAAUGGAGGUGGCACAUCAGAAGCUACAUCUGACUCUUUUCACGAAUCCUCUUCUAAAACUCACAACAGUGACAAGGUUAAGCAACAAGAAAAACUACACAUGAAUCACAUGAUACCUUCUGUAGUUGUUUGCUCUAUUGGACAAGGCCAGACAACUACUGCAUCUGUUGGAGAUACAAACAACCAGGUUAGAUUAACAUUCUUUUCUUCUCUGAAAGAAGUCUAUAGUCAAGUUGAUAAAAGUUAUAGGCCAUCUACUUCCACAGAAACAUGUAAUGAGCAAGGACCUUCAGAUGCUUCAGCUUCACAACAAAUCUCCCAACUAGCUAAAGAAUCUAACUCUGGGGUUCAGAAACCAUCUACCACUGCUUUAGAAACAAAGUCUAGUGGGAGGCAGGAACUUCCUGUGGACCUGUUUGCAUCAAGCUUCAUGCCAACACCAGGACCUUCAUCAAGUUGGCAGUAUGGUAGUAGUCCAUAUGACAUGGGCUUUGGCACGCAAUAUUAUCACAAUCCAAUGCAAGUCAUGGCAUACCCCAACACCAUGAAGUCAACAAACCCGUUUGAUGACAACUCUCAGAGACAAACACACCCGUAUCCUACCAUGGGGAACUUUAGAGGUGCACCACCUUCUAAUGUGCCACAUCGUCCCAACUUGUUUCCUAGCUCCAGCAUGGGUCACAUUUCUUCAGCUAUGAUCCCAGAGGCUUCUCAAAUCCCUUCCCAAUCUUUCCCAUUUCAAUCGACGAUCUCUUCUGGCUCAUACAUGGAGCACCAACCGCAUAUGAAUGUGUCACAUUCUAGGCAGCAAGGAGGUAGCUUUGGCAGUGGUGAGGACCCUUUUGCUUCAUUAAAUAUGGUUGAGCAACAACGACCUGGUGGAGGAAACUCGUUCCAUGUCCGCCAGAACUCACUCCCGUCAAGGGGAGGAAACCCGUUUGGAUAGAACAUGACACUCUCUUAUAAGCUCGAAUUACAAAAUGGACACAGAGUACCUGACAUUGCUGAUUGACAGUAUUUCAUUACAUGGCCAAUCGAAAUUCCAGCCUAAGGUAACAUCUUAGAAUUCGAUCAUGACCACCGAGAACUAUUGGCUUCUAUUGUUCUGGGGAUUCUAUUGUAUUUCUUCAUGUCUUUUUGUCCUCACAUGAUUUGAUUGAGGAGCAACCAACCAAUGUUGCCAACAUAGCAUGACUAGCUAGGCACCUCAGAAUGCAUACUAAGCCUUUUACUAUGAUUGCGUGUGACACAAGUCAGGCAGGAGUUGAGCAAGGUUCUCUUUGUUAGCUUCAAGCUUUUGUAUAUUGUAUGUCCUAUGUGAUACUGUAUAUUCUACUCUACUAUAGUAAUUGAAAAUGAAAAAAAUUCAAAGAGUUCAAAUUAGGUAAACAUUCAUGCAAAUCAAAGUAAUUUCUCGUCAUCCAUUUCAAUUCACUACCUUAACAACAACGUCUCUUAAGACCACAAACCAACUUGAUCACCAUCAUCACCACCUUGUCAGGCUUCAGCAGCAAAUGCACCACAAUCCCACAUAGAAAACCUAGAGCCGCGCUCGAUCCCACAAGCGAGACGGCACUGCACACAAGCAUAGCAAAAGCAUCCUCCUUCGAGUUCACGUCUCUCGAAGCCAUGGCGAGCUCGAUCCCGGCAAACAACAACAAAACCCCCAAAACCCCAACUGGAAACUCCCUCAGUACUACCACAAGUGUGCUCCCCAACGCCAACCCUAAACCCAAUUUCACCACCCCCAAAAUCACAACACAAGUGCCACUUCUCCCUCCAAACUUGUACUGCCCAGCUAACCCUCCAGCUCCAUGGCAACACGGCAUUGCCCCGAACCAGCACCCCACCAAGUUCAUCGCCCCAACUGUCACCGAUACCGAAGUUGCAGACAGUCUCUUCCCCGCGGGGAAUAGAUCGUUGGACAGCUUACACACCGCGAUCACAGAGUUCAACACCGAUAACGGCAGCUGAGGGAUCGUCCCCUUCACGAACCCGGUCUUCCACGCUUGUUUCGAGAUCUUCACCACCUCCAUUCGAGAUGGCCCAAAUCGUAUCUCGUAAACCAUCUUCGGCUUCCUUAUGAAUGCAAACACCACUCCCAAACUAAACACCAGAAACGCCGAAGGCAAUGAAGCAAUCGCCUUCCUCACAGCUCUCUCCCUCUCAUCACCAUUCUCCACCUCCAUUAUAAUCACCUCCCCUGCCUCUUCCCCUGCAUCUUCCCCUGCCUCACCACAACCACUAACGAUCACAAUAAAGCAAGCACAGAAAAUGGACAGUAUCAACCCAUCAAGCCCCAACCAACCUCUCUUCUCCCCGUUUCCAUAAUUGGGCUUGGAGAAAUCCUGCUCCUUUCUGACGUACUCCACUGCAUUGAGCGCAAAGGAAAGCCCCUGAGAGAGCUGAAUCCCUCUCACCACACAACGAGGGAUGAGCUUGUAUAUCAAGUUCAUGAGCCCUGUUGCUCCGAGGAGCAACAUGGCUCCCGCGCAUCUCCGGCACCCCAAACACCUCCUCCGACGGCGUGCCGUUACUGGCUAUGGACAGGGCGGCUAUGGAUUUCAUGGGCUCUACGGGCAUCGGGACGCCGUAAAUUGCCCCCGUUACGACGUUGUAGAGGCCCGUGAAGAUCAGCGUGGUGCCGAGGUUGAGGUCGCGGGAGAGGGUUAAGGCGAGGAUGAUGGGGAUGUAUGUGCCCAAGUCUCCCAUGGCGCCAUUGAGCUCUGCCCAUAUGGAUUGAUAGGCCAAGUUUUGCCUUAGUUUGUGGAGGAUGGUGGUGGUGUUGGGUCUUUUGUUGUGUGGGAUCGUUGUUUUGGGUAGAACGGAGGUGGGUUUGUGUGGUGAU
This is a messenger RNA of Linum tenue, 4655 nucleotides long. Lineage: Eukaryota; Viridiplantae; Streptophyta; Magnoliopsida; Malpighiales; Linaceae. The record is from the annotation of a GenBank genome assembly.